GAUAUUUUUUUCACGUGUGUAUAUUUUUCUCAACUUUUUCCUUUUUCCUUUCUAAAAAACACAGCACACAUCAUUUCCAAACAGCACAUUGUGUUGAACGUGUUUGAUUUGUGCAAAUUUUUUUUUCUCAACAUUUUCCCAACUUAACUAAUAUUUUUUAGAUUUGUCCUUAAAAGUUAUAAUCCUUGUUUCACAAAUUUAACGAUGGGCAGGGAGGACAGAUCUACCUGGAAAGCCAACUAUUUCACCAAACUUUUGAAUCUGUUGGACGAAUAUCCAAAAUGUUUUAUCGUAGGUGUGGAUAAUGUCGGAUCGAAACAAAUGCAAACGAUUCGUCAUUCGCUUCGUGAAGAUGCCGUUUUGUUAAUGGGUAAAAAUACGAUGAUCCGUAAGGCUAUUCGUGGCCAUAUCGAUAGCAAUCCGGCUUUGGAAAAAUUGUUGCCUCAUAUCAAGUCCAACAUUGGUUUCGUUUUCACUGAAAAAGAAUUGGUUGACAUUCGUGACAAGAUUUUGGAUAACAAGGUUCAAGCUCCAGCUCGUGCAGGUGCUUUGGCUCCAUGCGACGUAAAGAUCCCGGCGCAAAAUACUGGCUUAGGUCCGGAAAAGACUAGUUUCUUUCAAGCUUUGUCGAUUCCAACCAAAAUUUCCAAGGGUACCAUUGAAAUUUUGAAUGAAAUUCAUCUGAUCAAGAAAAAUGAUCGAGUCGGCGCUUCUGAAGCUACUUUGUUGAACAUGUUGAACAUCUCUCCGUUCACUUAUGGCUUAGUGAUUCGUCAAGUUUACGAUUCGGGUACUGUUUUCGAUCCGGAUAUUUUGGAUAUUACACCGGAUGAUAUUCGUCUGCGUUUCUUGGAAGGUGUACGAAAUGUUGCCUCUGUAUCAUUGUCGAUCGGUUAUCCAACAUUGGCAUCGGUACCGCAUUCAAUCGUAAAUGGAUUGAAGAAUUUGAUUUCGGUUGCAUUGGUUACCGAUAUCGAUUUCGAAGCUGCAUCACGAGCAAAAGAAUAUUUGAAAGAUCCAUCGAAAUUUGCUGCUUUAGCUGCUCCAACUGCUGUUGCCGGUGGUGGUGAUAACGCUGCUAAAGCUUCUGCUGCUGAAAAGAAAGAAGAAGAAGAGGAGGAAGAGGAAGAUGAUGAUAUGGGAUUCGGUCUUUUCGAUUAAAUGAAACCAUUUCAUUUUUA
This is a messenger RNA of Dermatophagoides pteronyssinus (European house dust mite), 1181 nucleotides long. It is a transcript of the gene RpLP0, whose product is annotated as ribosomal protein LP0. Lineage: Eukaryota; Metazoa; Arthropoda; Arachnida; Sarcoptiformes; Pyroglyphidae. The record is from RefSeq and is a predicted model, not a curated record. Gene Ontology annotation, molecular function: structural constituent of ribosome; large ribosomal subunit rRNA binding. Gene Ontology annotation, cellular component: cytosolic large ribosomal subunit. Gene Ontology annotation, biological process: cytoplasmic translation; ribosomal large subunit assembly; ribosome biogenesis.